Messenger RNA from Bufo bufo (common toad), 3467 nucleotides. RefSeq lists its product as uncharacterized. The record is from RefSeq and is a predicted model, not a curated record. The coding region runs from base 780 to 3230 and encodes 816 amino acids. The transcript is spliced from 7 exons. NCBI's taxonomy places the organism in Eukaryota, Metazoa, Chordata, Amphibia, Anura, Bufonidae. Gene Ontology annotation, molecular function: zinc ion binding; DNA-binding transcription factor activity.
UUCUGUGAAGCUGGUCCAAUAAAAAAAACACUGGAAAUGCUGCCGAUGCCUCUGGUUGCUUGCUGUUCAUUGGACUGCUGAGGAUCUGUGGUCGUGGUUCGGGCUGAUGCAUUCUGGUGUGGUCGUGAGGUCCGGUGGUGCUACUCUACACUUUAUAGUUCUACUAUUUGCAUCCACAUGUGGGUCCACAUGUAAAAUGAAGACCGUUUGGGGACAUUGAAAAGAUGGAAGACCACAAUUUUAUCAGAACCAGGAAACUGUAUCAAAUUACAAAAAAAAUGGACUGUCCAGCCAAAAUUUAUGUGUACCACUUACUCACAUUUCCAGAUUUUCAGAUAAAUAAAAACACUGAGUGGCUAAAGAGAAGUGCAUCAACGAAACUUAAAAAUUACAUUCAGAAGGAGGACGCCAAAGGAAUUAAUAUCUACAUGGUUUUAUUCCCAAAGUUGUCUGACCACACCAAUCACAUCACUUCUGGAGAGGUAGCACAUUUGCGUGAGAAAAUUGAUCCUAGAGUUCGAAAUAAAAUUCAAGAAUUUUACCGCACUGGUAUCAGAAAAAAAAGUGAGCUGAAAAGAUUGGUGGAACACUUUGUUAAAAAAGAUUUAUUUCUGAAUGUUGAGGUUCCAGAAGACACAAGACGGAGAUAUUAUCCCACUAUAAAAGACAUUGCCAAUAUAAUUUCACGAUCAAGGCAUGAUGGACAUAGCUCAUUAUUUGAUCAAGGGUAGCUACUGCAGCUUAUAGAGGAAUGGCAACACGAAAAUCCUUCUUACAGUAUGUUUAGCAGGCCUCAUACAGUUUCUGAAGAGCCAAAAGCAGAGCAAAAUUUUUUAUUUUGCUACCAGUCUGAAUGGCAAAAAAAAAUACUUGUUCAGUAUGGUAAUGAAAUGACAUUACUGGAUGCCACAUACAGAACAACCAGAUAUGCGUUACCACUGUAUUUCCUUUGUGUGCGCACAAAUGUGUGCUAUGCAGUGGUAGGGGCAUUUGUUCUCCAGCAAGAACGAACUGAGGACAUUGUGGAGUCAUUAAAAAUUAUCGCAGGUUGGAAUACAGCCUGGGCCCCAUCAUGUUUUAUGGUAGAUUUCUGCCUCGAAGAAAUUAACGCUAUUGAGCAAGUGUUUCCAGAUGCUGAUAUUAAACUAUGUGACUUCCAUCGAGAAAAGGCAUGGACCGAAUGGUUAAACAAAAAGGACCAUGGUGUCCGUGCCCAUAAGAAGGAAAUUCUUGCCUUACUGCGGAAUGUUGCCCUUACAACAAAAAUGGAAGAUCAUGAGCUAGCGUUAAAGGUCCUAACCAGCAGUAACAUUUGGAAACAAUCGAAAACAUUAAGAGCUUGGCUUUCACAUAAGUGGUUACCAGACAUCAAGAAAUGGGCUCACGUGUAUAGAAAAAGUACCCAAGUGAUUGGUGUUAAUACGAAUAACGGUUUGGAGCGGCAACAUGAGACCUUGAAGUAUUCCUAUUUGGAUGGCUACAGAAACUGCUUGUUAAGCGACAUGAUCAGUGUUCUUCACCACGGAUUCUUUCCAGAUACCUUCAAAAAGUAUAUGGAAAAGAACCUACGCAGUUGUGAGCACUACCGAAAAUAUGCAGUCAAUGUUCCAAACUUCCUCAAAAACCGCCCGCGAGAGAUGUUAUCACAUGUCAUGCAGCGCUACUUUAGUAGCUUGGAUGAGACUCACAUUCUACAAAGGGAUGAGCAACAUGGGAUAUUCAAAGUUCAAAGUGAAUCGGAUAGCAAUUUAUCUUACAGUCUUGACCUUUCUGGAGAGUUGCCAGACUGUGGCUGUAAGGACUGGCAAAGAUACUUGUUGCCAUGUAAACACAUGUGUGCUGUAUUCAGGACAACCUCUUUUCAGUGGGAAAAUUUAAACCCUGCUUACACUGGGAACCCACUGUUUGCACUUGACACCGAGUGCUUUAAGACUGUUAUCAAUCAAACCCCUAAAAAACACAAUGUUGGCUUAACUCCUGGGCCAUAUCCAGAGCUGGCAUCUGAUUUUUCUGGUGAAGUUUUGCAAGGGUUACCACCACGGCGAAGGAGAAAACGCACAGGUGUCAUUAGAGAAUGUCGUAAAAGCUUAAAACGACUAGAGGAUUUGACAUUUGUUUUGGAUGACCAGACAUUGCAAGACUUUAGUUUGCAUUUAAAAAAUUUGGUGGUGGAUUUAAGUGAAAAGACUCCUAAAUCACAUGGAUUGAUCCUACUGGAUUCCACCCUAAAUAUGGAUACGACAGGAUUCAAAGAUCUACCAGAAAGAAGAUAUGGAAAAUCCAAGCAGCCAGAGUUGAAACGGUUUGGCAAAAAAGCUGAUCAAAUCAAAGAGGAUCUUUGUCAGAGAAUUGGAUUAUCUGAUGAGCCAGAUAGGAUAUCGUCAGAGGAGGAGACAUCACAGUCAAUCUGGCUAACUGUGAAUAAGUUUAAGUUGACACUUCAAGAUAGAGAUGUAAUAUCUAAAGGCCUGUGGUUGGAUGACCAGAUAAUUAAUGCUAGUCAGAUCAUUCUGUCCCAAAAACAUGUGGAUGUGUCAGGAUUUAUGGACACUGUUGUCCUUGCACACUCAGAGGUAGCAUUGUCUAAGUGUCACCAGGUCAUUCAGAUACAUCAUGUUGGCAUGCACUGGUUGCUGUCUCAUCAGUUUGAUGAUAAUGUUACAAUUUAUGAUUCUUUGGCCACAACCUCUUUUUCAGACACCCUAAAAGAACAGCUAAUCAAGCUGUACAGACCAUUAUUUACUGGUGAAAACAAAACACUAGAAAUAAAUGCAACCUGUUGUCAGACACAGAAGGGGGCCAGCGAUUGUGGUGUAUUUGCAAUUGCAAAUGGCCUAGCUUUGCUGGAAGGGGUCAAUUUAAGAAAUAUACAAUUCAUCCAGGAUGAAAUGCGGCCUCACCUUAUUUCCUGCCUAGAAAGGGGAGAAUUUAGCAUGUUUCCCUAUGAGGAACAAACAAGGAGGAGAAUACCUACAAGCAAGGUAGUACUCACAACAUAUUGCAUUUGCCACAUUUAUAAAAGUAGAGAGCCCAUGAUAGAAUGCUCUGGGUGCAAGUCGUGGUACCACUUUUGUUGUUUAAAUCUUCAAAAAAAAUGCAAAUAUGUUAGUUCCAAAAAGCGUUUUUUUUUGCUCACUUUGUACGAAAUAGUACAAGUUCGGCUGUCUGGUCCCUUUUUCUUGCCUUUAUUGAUGUCCCUUAGGCUGGGUUGUCACUACAAGCGCACCUGAUUUCUCAUUCAGAUAUGUCGUCAUAAGCCAACAUGAAAACAGUGCUCCCUCACCUCCUAUUUCCCUGACACUCCAGUCACUGAUGCGGUUAUGUUGGGUACCAGUCUGUGUGUCAAAGUACUGUCAUAGCACUGGAACUAGGUGCUUAGCUACAGUGAGUGGCCAAUUUCCUAAUUCCUGUCCAAGGCUACUUUCACACCUGCGUUAGGUGCAGAUCCGCACCUAUAAUGCAAACGC